AUGGCCAAAGAAAGCGAGAACCCCCUCAAUCCUAUCACUCCUCGAAAGCCAAAUGACGAUCCACGUCGUCAGAUCUCUCAACACCCCGAAUUUGGGAGACCUUCGCCAAUAGGCCCGGCGCACCCUCCAAACCCAAACCAACGCUCGAACCAUCCGUUCAAUAUACCCAAGCCGAACAGGGGACGGCCCGAACAUCAUAGACCGCCGCCUCAGCCUCAACAACGGCCCCAAUACCCCCACCAGGGUCACCGACAGAUCGCUACCCCAGGAGCCGGGGUAUCUACUCCGAGACGUGGCGAAGCGUUCGAUCCUUUCAAGCCCGUCCGACCUUCUGCCUACAACAACAAUCGGUUCUCUCGCCCUGUCAACAACGAUGUCUUCCAGAUCAAACGCCCCGAAAACGUUACCUUCUCCACGCCGAAAGCCCCCAAGACGUUUUACGCCUCCUCGGCCAAACCUUCCGCAAUGAAAAUGAAUCAUGCCUCCAAGAAUUUGCAGAACUUUGUGGAUCUUACUGGGGAGGGGAGUUUUACACCAAGCGACCGACCACGCAAUGUAGGAUUUGGCUCCACGGACACCUAUGGUUAUGUGGAUACAGCCAAGGCCAACGAGAACAUCAAGGCGUUGCUUGAAGGGGCUUUCGAGGAAGAAGACGGAUCUAAGUCCUCGAAAUCAAAAGACAAAAAGAAGAACAAGAAGAACAAGAAGGGCAAGAAAGAGAAGAAAGACAAAACCAAGGACGAUAAAGAUCAGAGCAAAGGCGAAAAGAAAGAGACUGCUGAUAUCGAUGAUUUGACUGCCCAAUUGCAGGGAGUGACAGUUGCGGAACCCAGGCCGACGAGCGAUGAUUCCAGCAGCGAUUAUGACGUUGAGGCGCCAGUCUCAAAGGCAUCGACUGGGGAAAUUGGUAACAACAAAGCCGCCAAAGAGGACGAAGAUGUCGAAAGUGACCAGGACGAUGAGAACGAUGACGAAGAAGAGGAAGAGGAAGAUGAAGACGACGGUACAGUAGAGGGCUUGAAAGUAAAGCUUCUACCUCAUCAACGUGAAGGAGUGAAUUGGAUGAGGGACAAAGAAACCGGCCAGAGCAAAGCCAAGGGCGUUCUUCCGAAGGGUGGUAUCCUCGCGGACGACAUGGGUCUCGGAAAGACUGUUCAAGCUAUUUCACUUCUACUCACGAAUAAAAAACGCGAGGAUGGGCGCCGACGACCCGUUGACCCGGACGAGUCCGACGACAGCGACGAUGAAGAUAGCGAGAAUAGCUCGAAACUGCCGCCUGGGCUAAGCAAAUCAACCCUGGUCGUUGCGCCUUUGGCUCUUAUCAAGCAAUGGGAAGCAGAGAUCAAUGACAAGGUGGAAACAUCCCACAGACUUCGCGUGUGUGUCUAUCACGGAAACACCAGAGCAAAGGCAACAGACAACCUCGAAAAUUACGAUGUCGUGAUCACGACCUACGGCACGCUGACUUCUGAACAUGGAGCUUCCGACAAGAGCAACAAGAAAUCGGGUCUCUUCUCUGUGUACUGGUACCGAAUUAUACUGGAUGAAGCCCACACCAUCAAGAAUCGAAAUGCAAAGGCCACACAAUCUGCCUAUGCCUUGGAUGCGGAAUACCGGUGGUGUCUAUCGGGGACUCCGAUGCAAAACAAUCUCGACGAGCUGCAGAGUCUAAUCAAAUUUUUACGCAUCAAGCCGUACAACGACCUAGCGGCCUGGAAGGACCAAAUUACGAAGCCAUUAGCCAAUGGUCGAGGGGGUCUGGCAAUCGAGCGUCUGCAGGUUUACCUCAAGGCAUUCAUGAAACGUCGAACUAAGGACGUUUUGAAACUCAAUUCUAACCUCAAACCCGGCGAAAGUGGUGAGGGGAAGAAAUCCUCCGGUUUCCAAAUCACUAAGCGAGAGGUCAUUAAGGUUGCUGCCGAGUUUAUGCCUGGCGAAUGGAACUUCUACAAGCGUCUGGAACAGCGGACGGAAAACAGCCUUGAGAAGAUGAUGGGCGAGAAAAUGGACUAUGCCGGCGCUUUGGUCCUGCUGUUGCGUCUCCGGCAAUCUUGCAACCAUCCUGACUUGGUGAAAAGCGAUCUUGCCAAGGACAAAGAUGUUCUUUUGCAAAAUGGCGCCUCGGGCAGUCAACUUGCGCCAGGAAAGCAGGAUGAUCUCGAUAGCAUGGCCGAUCUCUUCGGGGCGCUUAGUGUGAUGUCGAAGAAAUGCGACGUCUGCCAGACGGGUUUGAGUAAGGAUGAGGCAGCAAGUGGUGCUAGCAGGUGUGGCGACUGUGAGACGGAUAUUAAAGAUACGCUCGCAGGAAACCGCAGUGGCAAGAAAAAGAAGAGCUCCCGCAAGCAUUCAAUCGUGGACCUUACUGACUCGCCAUCGGCCAGUCGCUCAGAAGCCAAGACGGCUCGUGCUCAAAGGAACCGAAGAAUCAUUGUCGAUAGUGAUGAUGAGGAAGAGGAUGAUGGAGAGUGGAUUGUACCCGAAGGGAAGCGGUCGGCUCCCAACUUUGGAAAGGCCGGAGGUUCGGAUGAUGAAAACGCAGAAGGAGGCGGCGAGUGGCUUGUUUCAGAAGAUUCAGAAUCUGACGAUGAUGAUGGACCCGAAUCACCCACUGCCAACCGCAUGAGCUCAAAGAUUCAACACCAAGAAAGCGACUCUGAGGAUGACAUUUAUCUGAACCCGGGAGAUGAUGAAAACCAAGUUCUACCCUCGACAAAGAUCAAGCAUUUGAUGAAGAUUCUUAAUCGAGAGUCGGCUGAUCACAAGUUCAUUGUUUUCUCCGUCUUCACUUCGAUGCUUGACAAGAUUGAACCCUUCCUCAAACGAACGGGGAUUGGAUUCGCGCGGUACGACGGCGGCAUGCGCAACGAUCAUCGAGAAGCUAGUCUCAACAAGCUUCGAAACAAUAGCGGAACGCGAGUCCUACUUUGCAGUUUGCGAGCCGGUGCAUUGGGACUGAACCUGACUGCAGCGAGUCGUGUGGUCAUUUUGGAACCGUUUUGGAAUCCUUUCGUCGAAGAACAAGCCAUUGACCGUGUCCACCGUCUCAACCAGACCGUGGAUGUCAAGAUCUACAAGAUGAUCAUCAAGGAUACGGUCGAAGAGCGUAUCAUUGACCUCCAAGAUCGCAAGCGAGAGUUGGCCAACGUCACCAUUGAAGGCAAGACUGCCGCCGCCAAGCUUACGAUGAAGGAUAUGAUGGCGCUCUUUGGUCGGGAUGCAGAGGCACGGUACAACGGCGACGGGGAAGUUGAUUUGGCACAGAAAACCAGACUUUUGACAUCAACGAACGAGAGCAGCCAUUCCGGGUCUCAGAAUGGAGAACGCAGCUCACAGGGUUCGUAUUCCGAUUCUCGCGACCGGCAUCGACAACCUGAAAAGCGCGCUUCCAAAUCAGAGGACUCGGUUUACGGACGGCGAUGGUAG
This is a messenger RNA of Aspergillus affinis, 3423 nucleotides long. Its product is annotated as putative SNF2 family helicase/ATPase. Gene Ontology annotation, cellular component: cytoplasm. Gene Ontology annotation, molecular function: ATP binding; ATP-dependent chromatin remodeler activity. The transcript is spliced from 2 exons. Bases 1 to 3423 code for a protein of 1140 amino acids. The record is from RefSeq and is a predicted model, not a curated record. NCBI's taxonomy places the organism in Eukaryota, Fungi, Ascomycota, Eurotiomycetes, Eurotiales, Aspergillaceae.